AUCCAUAAGGCAAAAACAAAAAACUCCCACAUGUCACAUGCCACAUGGGAGCCAAAUGCACUUCAUCUCAAAAGCAGACACAAUCACUUUUUCAAACCAUUAUACGCAGCUUAGCUGACGCAUCUUCACACUCAUCCAACUCACACCUCAAACCCUAAUUCCUAAUCAAAGCAUAUUGAUUACAAGUUAACUUGUAUAAACUAGCAGAAGCCGCCAUGAAAAGAAAAGCACCAUCGACGACUAAUGGAUAGAGAAAAGGAAAAGCAAAGUAAAGUGAAAAGGAGGCUCUUUAAUUGUAUUGGAAUUGGAUAAUAUGGCCUUCUUUUCAAGAAUAUCCAGGAUCAGCCUAAGGCAUAUAAAUAUAUAAAGGGCCUUUAACGUCCUAUAUAUAUCUGAAGUUUGCGUAAAACGGCACGGCAUCCAAUAUAUACUUUGAUUCUCUUGUGGAUGAUAACUUGGGCCUAGCAAAUAGCAAUAGCAAAGCAACCUUAUAUCUAUCAAUGGCUAAUAUGCAAAUUGUUCCGGCUUCCAAGAAUGUGCAGGCACAGUACGUGGAGAUGAUGGUCCCUCUGUAUUCCUAUGGCUGUGAGAGGAAAGUGAAGAAGACCCUUUCCCAUCUCAAAGGAAUUUAUUCAGUAAACGUAGAUUACAAUCAGCAGAAGGUGACAGUGUGGGAAAUAUGCAACAAGAAUGAUGUAUUAGCGACCAUGAAAAGCAAGAGAAAAGAAGCUCGUUUUUGGAAUCCAGAGGAUGCCAUUGCUGAUGAUCAAAUGCAAGAAUCAUCACAGCCACCACUCAAUAAGCCAUCUUUAGCCCUAAUGAAGGCUCGCUCUCUAAGCUUGAAGGCUUUGAGAAAGGUCUUCACUAGAUCAUUUUCCUUGUAAUUAAUUAAUUAUCUUAUAUCUAAUUAAAAGAAAUUAUAAUUUGUAAGUAAAUAAACUCAUUGUUCAAUCAAUUCGGCUAAAGUAGUGUUGUGGUUGUUUCCAUUUU
This is a messenger RNA of Manihot esculenta (cassava), 990 nucleotides long. RefSeq names its product heavy metal-associated isoprenylated plant protein 28. Gene Ontology annotation, molecular function: metal ion binding. The record is from RefSeq and is a predicted model, not a curated record. Lineage: Eukaryota; Viridiplantae; Streptophyta; Magnoliopsida; Malpighiales; Euphorbiaceae. The transcript is spliced from 2 exons. The coding region runs from base 501 to 884 and encodes 127 amino acids.